CGACAGAAGUUUUAACUAUCUGGAGUGCGGAUAAAUUUUUACUGAGAGUCGUAUAGGAAUCUAUAAUCUAGUACUUUCCAAAAUACGCCGAGAGUAUUCCUGAUGGUGAAACGAGCGUUGCUUCAUCGAACGCAGCUAAAGAAAACAACAUCUAUGUAGUUGGUGGUACGAUGCCUGAAAUAGAGGGCGCUAAAUUGUACAAUACCUGUACUAUUUGGGGUCCCGAUGGAACUUUGAUAGCAAAACACCGAAAGGUACAUCUAUUCGACAUCGACAUUCCUAAUAAGAUUACUUUUCGAGAGAGUGAUUCACUCAGUCCUGGUAACUCCCUAACGACGUUCGAUGUGAAGGGCUGCAAAAUAGGUAUUGGCAUUUGCUAUGAUAUUAGAUUCGAGGAAAUGGCACGCAUUUAUCGGAACAAAGGUUGCCAAAUGCUGAUAUAUCCAGCGGCAUUCAAUAUGACCACUGGACCACUGCACUGGUCAUUACUUCAGCGUUUCAGAGCGAAUGAUAAUCAAUUAUACGUUGCCUGCAUAUCACCGGCUCGUGUUCCUUAAGCAAGUUACGUCGCAUGGGGACAUACACAGUUGACCAAUCCCUGGGGAAAGAUUCUUUACGAUUUGGAAACUCAAGAGAAUAUGGCAGUCACCGAUAUCGGUAAUUUACAGCUUAAAAUUAAAAGCGAGAGAUCCAUGAUGUAAUUAAUUUUUAGUCUCGUUAAUUUAUCGAUUUAGCCAUCUUCCUCUGUAUUUGUUGAAUUUAUUAGUAAGCAUUACUUAUUACUUCGUAUGUUUCUUUUUUCUAUCAGAUCUAAAAGUUGUUGAGGAAGUAAGGGCUCAGAUACCUACAUUUUCUCAGAGACGUACAGAUUUGUACGACACUGUCUGUAAGAAGGAGUAACUCUACACUAAAACAGAAAAUGUUUUUUUAUAAUAUUUCUACUACGAUAUCCUUUUUUUGUGAAUUAUUACUAAUUUCUUAUCAUUUGUACUAAAUGAAUGACUCAAUUAAGAAAACCAAAACGUUAUAAAUAAUAAUCUGUAUAUCUUGUGUAUCAACAUGUAAUUGGAUAUUAUAAUAAUAUAGGAAUGCUAUAAUAAUAUAGGAUAAUAAUAUAGGA
Molecule: messenger RNA, 1120 nt
Organism: Bombus huntii
Lineage: Eukaryota; Metazoa; Arthropoda; Insecta; Hymenoptera; Apidae
Product: omega-amidase NIT2-A-like
Exons: 4
Coding region: 171-557 (128 amino acids)
Biological process (GO): L-glutamine metabolic process; oxaloacetate metabolic process
Cellular component (GO): mitochondrion
Molecular function (GO): omega-amidase activity
Source: RefSeq, a predicted model, not a curated record